AUGCAUUCAAGAAUCAUCGAGCGGCUUGAAAAUUCUGAUAGUGGCAAUACAAGUACCGAAGACCUGCUCAUAAUAAAUAAUCUCGCUACCUCACUUGAUACCACCCAAAUGCCAAUAGCAAUCCGAGUUCCUCAUCCUAGGUCCUUUUUAGAUGAGAGCUCCAGUGAAGAAGUAUCAGAAAGACUGAUCAGGACGUUUAACCAAGACGUAAUCAGAAUUGACGAAACACUGGAAUCUUUAUUAGAAAAAACUUUCACUCCCCCCCCCCCUCCGUGAGCGAACAAAACCAUUAGAAAAAUCGCCAUUUUUUGACCAAAAAAACCCACCCUCCGUGAGUGAACAAAAAUUUUUUUAAUAGAAAAAAUUUUAAUGGAAAAAAAUUUUGAUAUAUAAGUGAUAAUUAGUAUAAUGAAAUCUAGAGCUAAUUCUGUUUAAUUUUAAACAAAUUGCGUUUUAAAACAUAAAUUUUGCAAAUUAAAUUAAUAUUUGCUUCCCAAUUUUUGCAAAUUAGGAUUUUUUUUAAAUUUCGAAAAAAAUAUUUUUUAUAAAAUUUUAUAUAUAUAAAUUUUUUUUAAAAAAAAAAAAUUAACCCCCCUCCGUGAGCGAACAAAAUUUUUUUGUUCGCUCACGCUCACGGAGGGGGGGGGGGGGAGUCAGUGAAGGAAGCCAAAGCAAUUCUUUUUUAGCUGAUAUAACAUCGCAGAGCUGAAAAAUGCAGACUUACUCUAUAUCAAUAGAUGAUGGGAAUUCUUCAAUUGUGUUUAAUGCCUAUAGCUUUAAUGAUAUUUCUCAGCCUAAAAGCCCAAAAAUAAACAGUCCGAAACAUGAAGGUGCUGAUACAUUAAGAGAAGAGGUUUAUUUUGAACAGCCAUUUACGCUGAUUACAUUAAGAAAUAAUGAAUUGUAUCUGUAUCAUAUGAUUAACGAUAGAGAAGAUCAUAUAGAAUUGCCGACUAAUAUUAUGACUCAUUCAGCUUGUGUUCUGCCUGAUGGACAAAUUAUUGCUACUGAUGAUGGGAGCAUACCGAACUCUACGUUUAGGUACCAAAAUUCUGCAGGCUGAGCUUAUAUAAGUGAACUUAUAUACCCUAGAAAUGGCCAUUCUAUGAUUUUCCAUAAGGGGACAGUGUAUGUCAUUGGAGGACUUUACAACGGAAAAUUGCGAAAUGAAGUAGAAAGGCUAAAUAAAAAUGACAGUUGAGAAGAAAUCCCUAGCCUGCAUAAUCCUAGACAAAAUCCAGCCUGUGUGUCUAUGGAAAGCAAACUUUAUGUGACUGGAGGAAUCUGUGAAGUCCCAGAUUUUGCUUUUAUUGAAGAAGGAAUUUUUAAUUAUUUUUUUUGUAAAAAAUAAUUAAAUUUUGUUAAAAAAUUUUUUUUAUUUGAAGUAUUAAUUGGGAAAACAUGGAAAAUUUUAGAUGUAAAAAUCGAAGGAAAUCUGCAUGGACAUGCUUGUUUUUUUACUCCUGAGCAUAAAUUAGUGGUGCUUGGAGGAGUUAAAGGAGAUAGCCCUGCCUGCCAUAUUGCUAUGAUUACAGAUGAAGAUGGAGUUGUAAAUGAAGGGUUUAUUGAAUGUCAAGACAGCUUUCCAUUGAACUCGUGGAGCUAUAUAGAAGAAGAAGGCAGUAUUAUUGCAUGGGGGACACAAGCUCUUUGAAAGUUUGAUAUUUUGACCACAUCGCUAAAAAUACAACAAAUUUUCCCAUUAAUGUAA
Blepharisma stoltei is the source of this 1711-nucleotide messenger RNA. Lineage: Eukaryota; Ciliophora; Heterotrichea; Heterotrichida; Blepharismidae. The record is from the annotation of a GenBank genome assembly.